UUUGCUGCGUCAGUGCGUCAGUGUUCGUUGUCAAGGUUACGAGCAGUCGCUGGCUGAGUGUGUCAUCUACGACAAGAUCAGCAGUGACGACGGGGACGUCGCUGUGGCAACGUGUUACCAAGCAAUAGAAGGCGCACAGUGUGAUGACUUUAAAUGUGUAAACUCAAAAUGUGUGUCGCUGAACCAGACGUGUGAUGGAGUGGACGACUGUGGAGACCUCAGCGAUGAGAUGUGCUGCCAAAAAUGCAGGAACAAUGCGUUUCACUGCAGGACAGGUGUGUGUGUGUCCAGAGAGGUAAUACAAGAUGGAGUGAUGAACUGUCUGGAUGGCCAGGAUGAAGCAACCAUACAGGACGAGCCCAAGGUAACAGAGAUAGCAGGCAGGCGUGGCCUGAAAAACAAAGAGAUAACAGGCAGGCAUCGCCUCAACAACAAAGAGUACAUCUCUCCAAAAACUGAGAUUAAGAAGAACAGAGAGCAGAUGGAGUCUCUGCAUUGUGGCAUUCCUAACAUGACCCUGGUGGACAGCGAGGUGGCGGUGCCCAGAGAGAGACACAGAAUCAGGAGGGUGGUGGGCGGAGUCCCGGCAAAACCGACUCAGAUCCAGUGGCAGGUGGCUAUAGAGGAGAAUAAGAACAUAGACUGUGCUGGAGCAUACAUAGGAGACUGCUGGGUCAUCACUGCUGCUCACUGUGUCAGGCCGAACCCGAGUGCUUUCAGCAUUAAGAUCUCUCUAUGGAAGACCAUCGAGGCUCAGGACACAACAGACAUCAUCCCUGUAGAGCGUAUUCACAUCCACCCCCGGUAUAAUGCAAGUAACUAUGAGAAUGACAUCGCUCUGAUGCAAUUAAAGAAGCUGCCGUUUUCCAGUCGCUGUUUUGUGGAAAAUCCGGCUGUCAGUGCUGUGUGUGUUCCCUGGUCACCACACAUCUUCAACGCCAACCACACCUGCAGCAUCUCUGGGUGGGGACGCACCGCGGGGGGUAAAUCUUCUAAUGUGUUGCUUUGGGCAAAUGUUGCUCUCAUCGACAACUGUGAGAAAUUCUACCAGCAUCGCUUCAAACCAGGAAUGACAUGUGCAGGUGAUUUGGAUGGCAGUGUGGACUCAUGUCAGGGGGACAGUGGGGGACCUCUGGUGUGUCAAGAUGAACUGGGUGUGUCUUACCUUUGGGGCGUGGUCAGCUGGGGGGAGAGGUGUGGCCAGCCCGGUUUCCCUGGUGUUUACACACAGGUUGCUCAUUAUUACGAGUGGAUACGGCUGCAUACAGGCUGGCCUUCUGUUACCAAGUACAACAGCUGAUACAACACACACGCACAGACACACACACACACACACACACACAAAUAAUGAGUAUCUUUGAAAAAAGAUGGCAUGUAUCAAAGUAUAGGCUAGCUUAGCACCGUCAGUAUUUGUGUAAUCUUCACAUUGUUCAUAUGGAGGUUUUCACCAGGCCUGCGUGGUUUUCACCAGGCCUGCGUGGUUUGUGAAGGAAACUGUCUUGUUUUGUUGUCAAUAAAGCUUCGUACUCUGUC
This is a messenger RNA of Lampris incognitus (smalleye Pacific opah), 1533 nucleotides long. RefSeq names its product complement factor I-like. Bases 230 to 1300 code for a protein of 356 amino acids. The transcript is spliced from 13 exons. Lineage: Eukaryota; Metazoa; Chordata; Actinopteri; Lampriformes; Lampridae. The record is from RefSeq and is a predicted model, not a curated record. Gene Ontology annotation, biological process: proteolysis. Gene Ontology annotation, molecular function: serine-type endopeptidase activity; protein binding.